UGUGCGCACUGGUAUUCGCGCAUUGGCAAGCAUGGCGACCCGAGGGAGAGCGUUUUUCAUGUUCAUCGAGAAAAUGCCGUUAAAACUUUAACGAUCCCGAGCAAUUUCGGAGAAUUUCAUACUCUAAGGGGCAAAAAUGAGUGGGAAAGUCUACUGCGGGCGUUUGCCUGCGACUGCUACGGAGAAAGAUUUGGAAAAUUUAGUGAAGGUAUUUGGAAAAGUUCGUGAGGUGGAUUUCAAAGAGGGAUACGCGUACGUCGUGUUCAAGGAGAAUAAAGACGCUGAUCGCGCUGUCGCCGCCUUGAAUAACUCCGAGUUCCACGGAGCUAAGAUCUUAAUGGAGAAAGCCAAGGAGAUGCGAAAUGGAGUCGGCGGCUAUACUGCCGCCGGUGGUUACACCGCCAGAACGCGUCAAAUGGGACCGCCUGUGCGGUCAGAGUUUCGUGUCAUCGUAGAGAACUUAUCAACCCGGGCAAAGUGGCUUGAGUUAAAGGAGUUUAUGAACAAUGCUGGGGAGGUUUGCUAUGCUGAUACCCAUAGGAGAAGACCAGGGGAGGGGGUGGUUGAGUUUACCACAGAGGAAGAUAUGAAACGCGCCAUUGCAUCCCUGGAUAAGUGUGAGUUCUAUGGGAAAAGGAUCAGGUUGAGGCAAGAACUCCCAAGAUCAGGGACCUCUAAAUCUAGGUCAAGGUCACCAUCUGGUCGCAAAUCAAGAUCUCGAAGUCCAAGGAAAAGGUCGCGUAGUCCAAGGAAGAUGUUGCGUAGUCCAAGGAAGAGAUCUCGUACUCCAAGGAAGAGAUCGCGUAGUCCAAGAAAAAGAUCACGAAGUCCAAGAAAAGGAUCACAUACUCCCAAGAAACGGUCAAGGUCACCACGGCGCAAUUCCCAGAGGCACAAAGAAAGAUCAAGAUAUCACCGGUCCAGAUCAAGGAGCAGGCAUCGGAGGUCAAGGUCCAACUCACCCUCCAUGAGAAAGUCUGAUAGGAAAUUCAAGAAGUCUCAGAGAAAAUCUCGGUCAAGGUCACGGAAUAGAUCAAGAUCACAUUCUAGAAAGAGGUCCAGAUCUAGUUCAAGGUCUAAAUCCAGGAAAAAGUCUGGAAGCAGAUCUAACUCCCAAUCCAAGCAGAAAUCAAGGUCUCGUUCAAGAUCUAACUCGCAAUCAAGAAAAAAAUCUAGUUCCAAAAAAUCCAGAUCUCGGUCAAGAUCUAUCUCGCAGUCAAGAAAAAAAGUUAAAUCCAAGAAAUCUAGAUCUCGUUCACAUUCUAACUCUCCGUCAAGAAAAAAAGCUAGAUCAAAAAAGUCCAGAUCUCGCUCACUAUCAAAGUCAAAGAAAAGAAGAUCCAGAUCUCCGAUAACAAAAAAGGAAUCAAAUUCAAAGAGACACUCCCACUCUCGCUCCAUGUCUCCUGAUAGUAUAAAGGAAAAGAGGUCGCAAUCUAUUUCAAGCUCAAGUCCCUAAAGUGAUCUUAAUUAAUUCCUAAUUCUUGACUUUAUGGCCAUUUCCAUGGUUUUCUGUGGUGAUGAGACAUUUUUUUUUUACAGUCAAUCUCUUCGCUUGGUAAAACUUUCUGCCUAAAACCCACAAAAAAGGUUAGAUGACGUUUGCCAGAAGAUUGUUUUUUUACAUGUUCCACUGACAUUCUUCGGAAAUGGAACGAAAACAAACUUGAAGCUAGCCUAUGUAUGUCGAACAAUCAUUAACUUUGUAAAUUACUGGGCACUAACAAACUAAUUUUAGCAUGUUUUGUACAUACAGUAUGCAUCCUAUGAAUUACAGGCUGUCAAUUUUAUAUGGUGUGGGUUGAAAGUUUCUGGCUGUUUUGCUUGAAGUUACAAUAUAGUGCUAUUGUUCACAACAAACAAUCAAAGCUUUCCAAAGUUAUAUUUGUAUGUGUUAUGUUUUGUAACAAUUUAAUCAGACAUUUUUCACUUAGAGAGCCUUUUAGUUUUGCAUUGUAUAGUUGCCAUAGCAAUAGCAUUGUGUAAAAGAACUGUAGAUAAUACCCUUACCUUACAGACUGUGUAGUUUUCUUAGUGUUAAGAUGUGCUCUUCAUAUAUAAAAGGAUGAAUAUUGAAAGUA
Messenger RNA from Nematostella vectensis (starlet sea anemone), 2081 nucleotides. Its product is annotated as serine/arginine-rich splicing factor 6. The transcript has a single exon. The record is from RefSeq and is a predicted model, not a curated record. Gene Ontology annotation, cellular component: ribonucleoprotein complex; nucleus; cytoplasm. NCBI's taxonomy places the organism in Eukaryota, Metazoa, Cnidaria, Anthozoa, Actiniaria, Edwardsiidae. The coding region runs from base 137 to 1459 and encodes 440 amino acids. Gene Ontology annotation, molecular function: mRNA binding.